AUGCAUCAUGCUUUGACCUAUAAGCUACUUCAACCUUGGCCAUUAUUUACUUUAUUGCUUCUUGUUGGAGUCAUUUUGCCAGGCGUUGUUGCAGCAGAGGAUUUCGGUUCGAUAUUAACCUCUGGGAUCCAGGAUAUUAGUGCGAUUGCUGCUAUCUUUGGUACGGACCUUGUGGAAAAGAAAUGUAAUCUUACAUUGCAAGGCCUUCAGUACCCUGUAUUUGCAACGAUCGGCAUGUUUGGAAGCCUUGGAUACGCCAAAUGGGCUUUGCAGACCAUUUUGCCAGUACAAAUGAGUAUGCGAUUGUUCAUGCCUGAAGAGAACCAAUUGAGCUUUGAAUGCAACAUUUGGAUGCACGUAUUUGGCAGCCGCCAGGAUUGGUCAAGUAAAGCCGGUGAUACGAAACUUCCAAAAACUUUGAAAUUCUUCACGGGCCGUCUUAGUAUUGAUGCGUAUACGAACCCCCCUGAAGCUUGGUAUACCUAUGCAGGCCGUCUUAUGGAUGCGUAUGCGAAUCUUGGACUUAAAGUUGUCAAGGAAACCUAUGACGAACCCAUCAUCUCAGCCGCUGUAGCAUCAAGUCUUGCUGUGAUUACUUCAUUUACCGGAUUGAUUCCAUUCAUUCCACAAUUUUUGGAAAUUGGAUUAACUUGGGGUCCUUUUCUUCGAUGCUCAGCGUCUGCAAUCUUGGCUAUCUGUAACAUAUGGCAACCUCUGAUAUUUACGAUAUUCUUAGUCCCUAAUUCGGUUAGUGCAAAAUCAGUAAGCCGUAUCAGUUUGUCGAUUGCUAUAAUGUUGGCUGGUAUUCUCGUAGCUGCAGCAUUUGCUUUAGUGGCAGGCUAUGUUGGAAGCUUCCAAACAGUGCAAUCAGGAUCAGCUAAUGCAUCGAUCGUAUGGCUCGCAGUGGAACUUUGCCUUAUGCUUGUGAGGCUCUUACUUUGGUGCCUUACGCCAAAUUUUUUACAACUCGGCAAUAUCGGUAUUAGAUUGGAGGAUCCAGCACCCUUUAUACAUCAGUCUCAUAAACAAUGGCUGAAUGAGGACGAAACAAAAGUUGCUUUAUUUGCGUUUGAUGCUGCCAUUGUAAGCAUUGGAGAAUUUUCGAAAGUUACUGGCCUACGUACGGAAUAUCCCCAAAUUUUCGUUAAAGCUUCCCGGAGAGGGGAAGAGCAUGAAUACCUAGUUUGCACAACCCGUCCGGAUGGAAAAGAGAGAGGUCUUUAUGGCAGACGACUAGUACAUAACACACCGUUGGAUUUCCCGGAAAUAAUAGAUUAUCCUAGCAUACAAGACACUGAAAUAAGCAUGUAUCCAGCGGUGGACGACCUAUUCCACGACUGUUAUCUUGAUCAUGCUCCUCUCUUUGGUCAUGCCCACAACAUUCCAGCGUCAAAACGUUACCGAUUGGAUCUUGUCCCAAGAGUACAUGAUACCUUAGGUGGCCAUAGACACUAUUGGAGCAGACCGGCUUUCAGCCUAUAUAACGACCGGUAUCCACCUCAUCUUCUGACAAGACUGCAUUUUACAAGAUCAUGGAUCUAUUUAGCCUUCAGCUGCUGGAUCGAAAAGCGUGGCGAAAAUCUAUACGAAAAAGGUCAUCAUGGAAGUUCCACAAAUGCAGAUUCUACCAACAAUGAUCGAUCGAGUGCUGUAACAUGA
Molecule: messenger RNA, 1659 nt
Organism: Lichtheimia ornata
Lineage: Eukaryota; Fungi; Mucoromycota; Mucoromycetes; Mucorales; Lichtheimiaceae
Exons: 1
Coding region: 1-1659 (552 amino acids)
Source: RefSeq, a predicted model, not a curated record